AUGACCAGCUUCCUCAGCCUCCCCACGGAAAUUCGACAAAAGAUCUACGCCCUCAGCCUCCCAGUCCAGCAGCUCAAAGUGCAGAGCUUCUACGACCCAGCGUGGUCGGACACUGAGAAACCCGCCGGCAUCCCAGGCCUCUUCUUCGUCAACAAACUCGUCUCCGAAGAAGCUGCGGCGGUCUUCUAUUCUCGGGCCGUGCUCAAUGUUGCUCCCUUGCGCCUACCUCCCUAUCUGUCUCAUUCCUUGGCCGGCAACGCGCCAAAGAUCAAUCUAGCCUUUGGCUUGGACGUCGACUUCUCCUCUUGCCCACGUCGUCAUCUACAGCGCAUUACCAAAUCGCACAUCUACAGCGGCCAGCAUGAUGCCAUCUCGGCCGAAGCAUAUGAAGCGCUUCUUCGCUGGCUCGUCGACAACACCGCCGUGCAGACGAUUCACUUGUCUCGGCGCCUGAUGACGAGGUUACGAGGAGCCAGAGCAGACGUCAAAGCCGCCUUCAACCUGUACACAGUUGCAUCGAGCUUGACCCUCUCACGGAGUAUCUAUGUGUACACUGGCAGUAGUCGUUCACCCUGGGAGUUAACGCGCAUGCGUGAGCUAAAACAAGCCUUGAAUGGCGUAGAAUUGCCUGCAGUGCAAGUCUAUGUCCUUGAAGAAGGUGACCAGAAUGAUGCACUUCUGGAUCCUCGAUGGGAUGCACGAAAGAGCGACAACGAUGAAAGACGAGGCAUGAUCCAUGAGACAUCGCCUUGGUUUGAUUCCCUCCUGGCCGCCGUCCCUGCUGCCAAACAGAAAGGCCGUGCAGAAGACGAGCCCCGGUUUUACCAAAUGUGCUGCAUUUUUCGACGCUUGCAGCCGACUCCAGGAUAACGUGCUCCAGCUCUAUUAUCUGCUCAGAAGGAUUGAAGAAAUCUCACUAUGUGGCUCCGACCCUGACCUUUGACCAUUACCUCGGUGUGCAAUGCUCCAGCAACGGUUUGUCGAACCACCUCUAGUUUUUCUUCUCGACAGACCUGCUCCAAGACGGCUGCUUGUCCUGGAGGCACAAUUUCGUCGUUACCUGCCUCCAAAAU
Cladophialophora immunda is the source of this 1073-nucleotide messenger RNA. RefSeq lists its product as uncharacterized. The transcript has a single exon. The coding region runs from base 1 to 870 and encodes 289 amino acids. The record is from RefSeq and is a predicted model, not a curated record. Lineage: Eukaryota; Fungi; Ascomycota; Eurotiomycetes; Chaetothyriales; Herpotrichiellaceae.